Pristis pectinata (smalltooth sawfish) is the source of this 1555-nucleotide messenger RNA. RefSeq names its product fibrinogen gamma chain (gene fgg). Bases 92 to 1399 code for a protein of 435 amino acids. Gene Ontology annotation, molecular function: signaling receptor binding. Gene Ontology annotation, cellular component: fibrinogen complex. The record is from RefSeq and is a predicted model, not a curated record. Gene Ontology annotation, biological process: protein polymerization; blood coagulation; platelet activation. The transcript is spliced from 9 exons. Lineage: Eukaryota; Metazoa; Chordata; Chondrichthyes; Rhinopristiformes; Pristidae.
ACAUAUACUCAGGGACUCAAUAAGAUAAAGCAGCUCUGGGGACCCAGUUCAUUAAUUUGCCACAGUGAGAGCAUCUUUUUUGGAUUAUAUCAUGUCAGGAACAAAGAAAAAGUUCUUAUUUUUCCUGCUUGUUCAGCUCCUUGCAUUUUCAUCUUUUAAGGCUGUUUCACCUGAAGCACCUUGCUGCAUCUUAGACAAGCGCUUUGGAGAAUUUUGCCCAACGACAUGUGGAGUCAGUAACUUCUAUCAAGAUUACCAGAGCAAUGUUAACAAAGAACUCAAGGAUAUUGAAAAAGAUUUGAAUACUAUUCAUAAUGUAUCCACUAUAACCAAAAAUAAGAUUGAUAAUAUUGUACAAACAAAUACUAUCAUGAAGAAACAAUCAUCAGACAUUUACAUUCAUAGGUUAAGAGAAAUACAGUCAGAGAUUUUGAUGUAUGAAAAAAACAGCAAAGGUGUAGAUACAGAAAUACAGGAUUUGGAAAGCAUAGUAUUAAUGAACAGUGAAAAAAUAAGUAGUUUAAAGAAAGUUACCCAACAACUUCAUGACAGAUGCAGUGCGUCAUGUCAAGACACAGUUCAAAUAAAUGAAAUUACAGGUCAAGACUGCCAAGAUAUUGCUAACAAGGGUGCAAGAACAAGCGGUCUUUACCACAUCCGACCAUUGAGAGCCCGCCGGCAGUUCUUGGUGUACUGUGAGAUAGAUUCGGCUGGGAGAGGCUGGACAGUGCUGCAAAGGAGGCUUGAUGGCAGUGUGGAAUUUGCUCAAAAUUGGAUUCCUUAUAAGGAAGGAUUUGGAUAUUUGUCACCUGAUGAUAGCACAGAAUUCUGGCUUGGCAAUGAGAAGAUACAUUUAAUAACUACACAGGGUGGUGGGCCCUAUUUGCUCGAAAUUGUCAUGAAGGACUGGUCAAAUGAGCGGAGAGUUGCUCGGUAUAUGCAGUUUAAAGUGGGAAGUGAAGAGGACAAAUAUCGUUUGCGUUAUAGUUAUUAUGAAGGAGGAGAUGCAGGAGAUGCUUUCGAAGGUGUCACCUUUCCUGAUGAUCCCAGUAGUGCAUUCUUAACAGCACACAAUGGAAUGCAGUUUAGCACACCAGACGUUGAUAAUGAUAAAUACGAGCAGGCCAGCUGUGCUGAACAAGAUCAAUCUGGAUGGUGGAUGAACAGAUGCCAUGCAGCAAAUCUUAAUGGCAAAUAUCACCGAGGUGGAUAUUACACAGUUGGUGCGACUACAGGUGGAUAUGAUAAUGGCAUUAUCUGGGCAACAUGGCAUGAUCGCUGGUAUUCUCUUCGAGAGACCACAAUGAAAAUCAUACCAUACAAGAAAUAUUCAGAGCUGAGAUCCCAAACUUCACAAACCCAAGUUCAUAGAGGCGAUUCUUCAUGGCUUCAAGCAUAAUUAAAUUUUAUGGCAGAGAUAUAUUAUAACUUCCAGCUUAUCAUGUGAAUUCCUUAAAUUUGAAGAGCACUCAAAACAGAAUUAAAUGCUGUGUUAAACAUUAUGCUGGAUGAGCCUAGAAUAAAGAACAUAUUGGAUUCUAAUUCCAAAUCUUUA